Messenger RNA from Dovyalis caffra, 450 nucleotides. The record is from the annotation of a GenBank genome assembly. NCBI's taxonomy places the organism in Eukaryota, Viridiplantae, Streptophyta, Magnoliopsida, Malpighiales, Salicaceae.
AUGACUGAGCAGCUAACAGAGGAACAGAUCGCGGAGUUCAAGGAGGCUUUCAGUCUUUUUGACAAAGAUGGAGAUGGUUGCAUAACUACCAAAGAGUUGGGGACAGUGAUGAGAUCUCUGGGACAAAACCCCACUGAAGCCGAACUGCAGGACAUGAUCAAUGAAGUUGAUGCUGAUCAAAAUGGAACUAUUGAUUUCCCUGAGUUCUUGAAUUUGAUGGCAAGGAAAAUGAAGGAUACUGACUCGGAGGAGGAACUUAAAGAAGCUUUCAAGGUAUUCGACAAGGAUCAGAAUGGCUUUAUUUCUGCUGCAGAGCUUCGACAUGUGAUGACAAAUCUUGGGGAGAAGUUGACAGAUGAAGAAGUGGAAGAGAUGAUCAGAGAAGCUGAUGUGGAUGGUGAUGGCCAGGUGAAUUACGAGGAGUUUGUAAGGAUGAUGCUGGCCAAGUGA